UGAGCGAAAGCAAGUCCGCUUGGACGGUGGAAAGCAGUGCUAUCUUAGAUGCUAAAUAUUGAACACGUGGGACUGUUGUGACUGCAGGGCUUAUAACGUGUCCGCCAUCGAGCACGGGGAGCAGUCGGCCGGAUCCCGUGGGGGAUGUAGUCUGAAACAUGAAAGUUCCAGCCGUUAUCUCCGCGGCGUUCUUCAUUGUCGUGGUACCUAGGGCAUCACUUAGCCAGUAUUACGGAGAUCAGAAUCAAUAUGCUAUACCCUGGCCUUUGCUCCUUUCGAGGGGAGGCGAUAUGAUGAGUGGAAGACCACAGCACGGACAGAACCUUUACGAUGGUCAGUUCAACGACAACGGAUUCCCGAGCACAGGUUGGGAUGCCGUGAUCCACUCGAACAACGGAAUCGGAGACAACAUCUUCUACCAUAGCGGUCUCCAGCUCCGGAACCAAGAAAUCCCGCAAGACUCGUGGGGAGGCAGCAAUCUCUUGGGAAGAGGGAAAGCGCGAGGUGGGGGAGGGGUUCAUAACCCAUUGCCGGUUUACCAGCCAUGGGUGAACGUAAUAGGGUCGUACAUCGAUGGUGUAAAUACACCCACUGUUGUCAGAGGCCAAGUAAAGCUUCGACAAAAACGGCAAGCAGAAUUUGAUGACGAUGAAUACUCAAGACGAAGAAGGAAGCAGCGACGCCGAAAACGCCCGAAAAGACCUCAUAGGGGCCAGGAGGGUAAUGUGUCCCAGCUCGGUGGGGGAUCAGUGCUUGGCAAAGCUCGUCGCUGUCCCCUAAAAAAUGGGGGUGAGCCAUUGCGCUUCAACCUAAAGGUUGGUCCUUCGAGAAGAUAAAAGACGACGAUUUUGUUUAUUUUAUUGUUCAAAGGACAAUAAAGA
Messenger RNA from Dermacentor silvarum, 881 nucleotides. RefSeq lists its product as uncharacterized. The record is from RefSeq and is a predicted model, not a curated record. The transcript has 3 exons. Bases 159 to 836 code for a protein of 225 amino acids. NCBI's taxonomy places the organism in Eukaryota, Metazoa, Arthropoda, Arachnida, Ixodida, Ixodidae.